This is a messenger RNA of Syngnathoides biaculeatus (alligator pipefish), 3877 nucleotides long. RefSeq names its product multiple epidermal growth factor-like domains protein 11. Gene Ontology annotation, molecular function: protein binding; scavenger receptor activity. Lineage: Eukaryota; Metazoa; Chordata; Actinopteri; Syngnathiformes; Syngnathidae. The transcript has 24 exons. Bases 7 to 3345 code for a protein of 1112 amino acids. The record is from RefSeq and is a predicted model, not a curated record.
GGUAUCAUGAGACAGGACAGAGGGAGGAGGACAAUGGCGGCUGGUGGUGUCUCCCACCAAGCGUUACUGUGGGUCAGGCUGUUUGGCCUCAUCUUCCUGGUGACUUCCCUGAACCCAGAUGAUCCGAACGUGUGCAGCCACUGGGAGAGUUAUGCAGUGAGCAUCCAAGAAUCUUAUGCUCAUCCAUUCGACCAGGUCUACUAUACUCGCUGCACUGACAUUCUCAACUGGUUCAAAUGCACAAGACACAGGAUCAGCUACAAGACAGGCUACAGAAGAGGAGUGAGAACCAUGUAUCGGCGACGCUCUCAGUGCUGCCCGGGUUUCUAUGAAUUUGCAGACCUGUGUGUUCCUUUGUGUACUGAGGAGUGUGCCCACGGUCGCUGUGUCUCUCCUGAUACCUGUCAAUGUGAGCCUGGCUGGGGAGGACUGGACUGCUCCAACGCCUGUGAAAGUGACUUCUGGGGUCCUCACUGCAAUAAUCGCUGUCAGUGUCAGAAUGGCGCAAAAUGUAACCCGAUCACAGGAGCCUGCGUCUGCACAGAUGGCUAUCAGGGCUGGCGUUGUGAAGAACCCUGUGAACCUAACUUAUAUGGCAAAGACUGUCUGCUUGAGUGCCAAUGCCUAAAUGGUGCAAGAUGCCACCAUGAAAGCGGCGAGUGUCUCUGUGCACCUGGAUACACCGGGACCUUUUGCGAGGACCCUUGCCCAUCAGGAAAGCACGGCUCCCUGUGUGAGCAGCGCUGUCCCUGUCAGAAUGGUGGAAUGUGCCAUCAUGUGACUGGAGAGUGUUCCUGUACUGCCGGUUGGGUGGGUCCCGUGUGUGCGCAGCCAUGUCAAUUUGGCUCAUUCGGCAUCAACUGCUCCCAGGAGUGCACUUGUCGUAACGGAGGCUUGUGUGACCACAUCAGUGGCCAGUGCCAAUGCAUUGCUGGCUACAUUGGAGAAAGGUGCCAGGAUGAAUGUCCAGUUGGAACUUAUGGACCGCAAUGUGCUCUCAAAUGUGACUGCCAGAAUGGGGCAAAGUGCUACCACAUCAACGGGGGCUGUUUUUGCAAUGAGGGUUUCAAAGGUCCAAGCUGCCAGGACCGCUUCUGUCCAGCUGGAAUAUAUGGACUCCUCUGUGACAAGGACUGCCUCUGCAAAAUGGCAAACACUCUCAGCUGCCACCCUUUGUCAGGAGAUUGCACCUGUGCGGCAGGAUGGACAGGACUAUUCUGCAAUGAGACCUGUCCAGCAGGUUACUACGGUAAAGGUUGCAAAGAAUUGUGUGCCUGUGCUAAUGGAGCCGACUGUGAUGGCAUCACUGGAGUGUGCAUCUGUGCACCAGGAUAUAUAGGCGAGGACUGCUCAAUUAUCUGUCCUGCAGGCCUGUACGGAACCAAUUGCACAUCAUCAUGUUUCUGUCACAAUGAGAUAUCAUGCUCACAUGUCGAUGGCUCGUGCAUCUGCAGAGAAGGUUGGCAGGGGCUGGACUGCUCCAUCCCAUGCUCCAGUGGAAACUGGGGUCUAACCUGCAAUCAGACUUGUCAGUGUGCUAAUGAGGCAGCCUGUGACCCCCUUAAUGGAACCUGUUUGUGCUCUCCAGGCUGGAAGGAUGAAUUGUGUGACAUACCUUGCCAUGAGGGAUCGUAUGGUCUCAAUUGUAAAGAGAGAUGUGACUGUGGAAAUGCUGAUGGCUGUGAUCCAGUAACUGGCUCUUGUCGCUGUCUCGCAGGUUGGACAGGUAUCCAUUGCGACAGUGUGUGUGAUAAGGGAUAUUGGGGACCCAACUGUUCAUACAGCUGCACCUGUAUGAAUGGUGGCUCGUGCUCCCCAGAGGAUGGCACAUGUGUGUGUGCUCCUGGUUACCGUGGCACCAACUGCAGACGAAUUUGUUCAACUGGAAAAUAUGGUAAACACUGCGCUGAGACGUGUUCGUGCACAAACAAUGGCGCUUGUAAUCACAUUGAUGGCUCGUGUCAGUGCUACCCUGGAUGGAUUGACGAGGACUGCUCCAAAUCCUGCUCCCAGGGGUCGUGGGGGCCCAACUGCAUUCACACAUGUAACUGUCACAAUGAUGCCCAGUGUAGCCCCAUCGAUGGAGUGUGUGACUGCAGCCCUGGAUGGACAGGACUCUUCUGUAAUCAACGCUGCCCGACAGGUUUUUACGGCUCUCAGUGUGCUGAGGUUUGUCGCUGUCAGAAUGGGGCGGACUGUGAGCACAUCAGUGGGCAGUGUUGGUGCAGGACAGGCUUCAUUGGGGAGCACUGCGAUCUUAAGUGUCCUGCUGGGACGUUUGGAUAUGGCUGCCAGCAAUUUUGUGAAUGUAUGAACAAUGCAACAUGCGACUACGUGACAGGAACCUGCUAUUGUGGCAGUGGAUUCAAAGGCACCCGCUGUGACCAAGCAGCCCUAAUGAUGGAGGACCUGAACCCUUACACCAAGAUCAGCCCUGCUCUUGCAUCGGAGCGUCAGUCAGCGGGCGCCAUCCUAGGCAUCAUCUUCUUGCUGCUGCUAAUUAUGGCCAUGCUGGGUCUGGUGGUUUGGUUGCGCUCCCGACAGAGAGAGAAAGGCCACCAUAUUCCAAGUGUCACCUACACACCCGCCCUGCACAUCAACUCCACUGACUACUCUCUUUCUGCAGGGGUUCAGUGCACUGGCCUGUUCGCUUCUGCAGAAUCGUCACCUUGUAACAGCUCCAUAGGCCGCUGUUUCUCCAACCCGAGUUACCAAACGCUGGGACCCGACACAUAUGCCACCCACUACCCCAAACAGGACAAGGGGUACUCCACGAAGAUGAAAGCCAAACGACACAGGAACAGUGCUCCAGAAUGGGGAGCCUAUUGCAACCUCAAUGAGAUGGGUGUACACUGCAUUGACCGGCGUUACAGUUACCAAGUGGAGCCACGCCACAGAGAUUACAUGAAGAGUUCCAUGUCCAGCACCUGUUCACUCAACAGCGAAAACCCGUACGCCACAAUCAAUGACCCACCUGCUUUGGCGUGCAAACACUCAGAGAGCAGCUAUGUGGAGAUGAAAUCACCAGCCCACAGUGAACACAUCACACACUGCUGUGCUGCGAACAUCAUAAACAUCUCCAGUACCACAGUGCCUGCCAAGAAUGUCUACAACAUGGAGCCCACUAUCAGUGUCAUCCCAGGAGCUGGAGGUGUGGUGGUGCCCAGUUACCCACAGAACCCUUAUGACCUGCCUCGGAACAGCCACAUUCCCAGCCACUAUGACCUGCUACCCGUCCGGCCCAGCUCGUCGGUCAGUCCUCCUCAUCCUGGAAGCUCCACUGGCUCACUGCUCGAAAACACCUCCCACACUGGAAACCCACCCGGCCUGUCUGCCCCUCUGUGAACUGGAGUGAAUCCAGUGUGAAAUCAUUCAUAAAGUUUUUGGUGUUGUCAGAAAGUGGAGUAAGAAAUCUACAGGACAACAGAUGUGAGAUGCAGUGUCCAUGACAUCACACUGCUAUUUGAUAAUUUAUCAUGUUUCAACAUUGGUGUAAAGCACGUGUUUUCAUUGUCUCCCCACCACCCUCCAAAAAAAAAAAAAAACUCAGUAGAGGAAAUAGGCAUAGGCAUGUACAGUCUUAGACCUUUUUGUGGUAUGUUUUUCAUAUACAUUCACUAGUGGAAUAGAUCUGGGCACACGCACAAGCGAGCACACGCAUACAUUCAUUCACUAAAUUUGUGUUAGAAAGUUAGCCUGAUUCAGUUUGUACAUUACUCAACUCUGAGAGGACACUGAAACGGGGACACGCGCGCGCGCGCACACACACCCCAGAAAGCAAGCAGCAUCAAUCCACUAUUUUUCAAUCCAGUUUAGAUUCUUCUUUUUGUAUGUACUGUAGAAAGUGUCUUAGCUGUAAACUUGACUUAACUUGUAA